CAAAUAGUCACAACAACACAACAUAAUUUUUUUCAUGUUAUAAGUUUAAUCUUUAAUUUAAUAAUAAUUAUAAAUCAUAAGUAUUUAAAUUAUGGCAGGAUCUGCAUUGCGAAGACUUAUGGCAGAAUAUAAACAGUUAACGCUGAAUCCACCUGAAGGUAUAAUAGCUGGCCCAAUUAAUGAGGAAAACUUUUUUGAAUGGGAAGCAUUAAUCACAGGUCCUGAAGGGACUUGUUUUGAAGGAGGAGUGUUUCCUGCAAAACUUAUUUUUCCUCCUGAUUAUCCCUUAAGUCCCCCAAAGAUGCAAUUUACCUGUGAAAUGUUUCAUCCAAAUAUAUACUCGGAUGGUAGAGUUUGUAUAUCAAUUUUACAUGCACCAGGUGAUGAUCCAAUGGGAUAUGAAUCUAGUGCUGAAAGGUGGUCGCCAGUUCAAAGUGUAGAAAAGAUAUUACUUUCAGUUGUUAGUAUGUUAGCAGAACCGAACGAUGAAAGUGGUGCAAAUGUAGACGCCGCCAAAAUGUGGAGAGAAAAUAGAGAAGAAUUUAAUAAAAUAGCAGAAAAAAUUGUUCGAAGGACGUUAGGCAUUCCUACCUAAAUCUAUUAGUUCAUUAUAUAUUUGUUUUUAUUCUGACAUUGUCAAUUUCUUGUUGGUUAUAUUUUCGUAAAUGAAUUAUUAUAGUUAGAUAAUUGUAUAUUAAGCGGUUAGAAGGAUCUGUCACCACCAUAUGAAAUAUGUAUAUUUAUUUAUAAAUUAUAUACUGAUUAACAAAAAGAUGA
Diabrotica balteata is the source of this 777-nucleotide messenger RNA. NCBI's taxonomy places the organism in Eukaryota, Metazoa, Arthropoda, Insecta, Coleoptera, Chrysomelidae. The record is from the annotation of a GenBank genome assembly.